AUGUCGAAUCGGUGGAUUGUUCGCGUGAAGGGAGGCGAAAGGGCAGCUCGACGAGUUGCGGAGAUUCACGGUUUCCGCCUUGUGGGACCGCGUCGUGUGGUAGCGACGAGUCUCGGGCGAGAACGUCUCGACUCGGUAGUCGCGAGUUCACCCGAUGCUCCAGGAAUGAAGGUGCUUAUUGAGACGACGAAGCGUAUGUACGAGUUCGAACUGAGAGAGACGAACGGGCGAACGAAACGCAGCACGUCGGACGCUGAACUCGAGCUGCGAAGAGACCCGAAGGUCGUUCUUCCCGUCGACACGCGUUUGCCACGUUAUCAUUCUCACGUGAUUUCGCAGGUGGCCACUCUAUGGAGAGAACCCAAGCUGUUGCGCGAAACGCGACAACGACCGCUAGACGAGCCUCUCUACAGACGCGGCUGGAAGGCUCACGGCAUCGUGGCGCAGUGUGCAGCGAAGUCGGGCGCGUUCAUGAACGUCGUCUCGGUCUGGGAGCGGAACAUCACUGGCAAAGGGGCCGUCGUCACCAUCCUCGAUGACGGUCUGGAAUGGACUCAUCCCGACAUCAAGCCUAACUACGACUAUAAUGCCAGUUAUGAUUUCAAUGGCGAAGACGAGGAUCCCUCGCCGAGAUACAGACCGUCGAAUAGACAUGGGACGAGAUGCGCUGGUGUGGUUGCUGCAGCGUUUCGUAAGAACUCGACAUGUGGUGGUCCAGGCAUCGCAUUCAAUGCAGGAGUCGGAGGAGUUCGGAUGCUGGACGGCGUGGUUACUGAUGCCGUCGAGUCGAGGGCGUUGAGCUAUCGUCGUGACUAUGUUGACAUCUACACGGUGAGCUGGGGACCGAGCGACGACGGCGAGACAUUCGACGAACCGAAGGACAUGACACGCAAGGCUCUCAAAGACGGUGUACAAAAAGGAAGGAAGGGAAGAGGCUCGAUUUUUGUGUGGGCGGCAGGCAACGGGGGACAUAAUGAGGACAGCUGUGCAGCAGAUGGCUACAUCAACAGCAUCUACACGCUCGCCAUUAGCGCCGUCGACGCGUGCGGCAGAGCGCCACCCUACACAGAGAGCUGUACGUCUAUCCAAGCCGUUGCAUUCAGCAGCGGGGUGAACGGAACAGGAAAUAUUACGACAACCGAUUUACACACGACUUGCACGUCGCACCAUACGGGAACCUCGGCGGCCGCUCCUCUGGCCGCCGGAGUCGUCGCACUGGGACUCGAAGCGAACCCGAACUUGACGUGGCGAGACGUGCAGUACAUUACGGCAUUGACGUCGAAGCGAACCGAUUCGAGUCAUCCGAGUUGGCAUCGGAAUGGGGCCGGCUACUGGGUCAGUUCCCAGUAUGGGUUCGGACUCCUCGAUGCAUACUCAUUCGUUACGAUGGCUAAGAGGUGGACGACGGUACCCGAGCAGCACAACUGCAAAGUACUCGGUCAACUCAGUGCAAGGGAGUUCUCGCAAGAGACUCCAUUGGUGGUGAAGUUGAAUAUGGACGGAUGUGGCCGCGAUAAGAUGAUUCGAUAUCUAGAGCACGUCGUCGUGGUUGUCUCUCUCUCCCAUCCGUCUCGUGGCAACGUCGAGUUGACGCUCGUGUCGCCGUCUGGUACAGAAUCCAAGCUGCUGCCCUAUCGAUCACGUGACAAGUCGACUGUUGGAUUCGUUUGGUGGCAGUUCAUGACCGUUCACCACUGGGGAGAGAAUCCGAAUGGCAUAUGGUCAUUCAUCGUCCGGGAACGGAGCAGGAAAUGUCGGCGACGACGAACUCAGUUCUCGCCUCGCGUGAUACCAUGUCAACUCGAGUCUCUGUCUCUUCGAUGGUAUGGAACGGCUGAGAUACCGUUUGAUCAGAAAUCUGUGUAUGGACAUGAGAGUAGAGAGAUGCCGACGAAAUUUGAUGAGCAAGCACGAGUCUCACUCGGUAAAGGAAAACCAAACCUACGGGUUGAAGUACCAACUACUAAAGCAUCUCCAUCUCAAGCUGCAGUUACAAAAUCAAACGAUAAACUUAGAAAUGUGACCACCGCAUCUCAACCUGUCGAUGUGCCAGACGAAGGACAAGGACAAGGGCGUGUUUCAUUGAAGGAAGAAACAGGUGAGGUUGGUGUUGUCGACGAUGACAAGGAGAAAAACCAACGGAAUCUGCCUCGAUUCUUUUUUGGUGACGACUUCUCGAGUUUCUUUUCCAUUGAUGAGAAACCCAAAGAGAAUAGCAAUACUGCAGGGUAGUGUCGAUGAAUAAGUGCUGUUGCAAUGGGUGUUAUCGUGUUGUGUUGUAAAACAAUGGUACUGUACAGAUAGCAAACAUAAACGACUAAUAAUUGCAACUGCUAGAUCAGUUGGGAAUAUUGUCUAUUUUUAUUUGGAGAUAGCAGAGUAUUAGAAGAGGUCAUACAUCGGAGGCUUCUGAGAAGCCUCUGUUGAGAGUAUGUGAGUCUACUUACUGUGU
Molecule: messenger RNA, 2452 nt
Organism: Corticium candelabrum
Lineage: Eukaryota; Metazoa; Porifera; Homoscleromorpha; Homosclerophorida; Plakinidae
Product: furin-like protease kpc-1
Exons: 12
Coding region: 1-2232 (743 amino acids)
Biological process (GO): protein processing
Cellular component (GO): Golgi membrane; trans-Golgi network
Molecular function (GO): serine-type endopeptidase activity
Source: RefSeq, a predicted model, not a curated record